AAUUUAUUACACAAAGAUGCUUCUGGUCUAUCCCAAGUAGACCCCACACACCCUGCACUUUUGCUCUUUUCCCCAUUUUUGCAGGCGGUGAUCUUCGGAGGUAGGAAUCCAUAACCAGUCACCUCCUCUCAGAAUCUAUUCUCUCAUUCUCACUUUUGCUGCUAUACUGCCUGAUUUGCUCGCGCAAUUUUUUUUUUUUUUGGUUAAAUCCAGUGGAAGUUCGUUUUUUCUUCUGCUUCACAGAUUUUCCUGAGAAAGUGGGGUUGAUUCUGGACUCUGUCAAAUAUCGUGCGAUUUUCCCCGGGAAGAACAAAAUCUUUUUUUUUUUUUUUUUUUAUGUUUUUUUUGUUUUUGUUUUCUUAACGCUUUGGUAUUUGUUAGUGGGUUUGGAUUAUUGAUCAUCGAGUUUGCGUGGAAGUGCUAGGCGCGGGCGGGUUGAUUUUGGUUUAUUGCGGGAUCGAUCUAUUUUGAAACGCGAUUUGGUGUCUAGGGCUGUAUAAUUCUAGGUUUCUGCUGGCGGGUUUAGUUUUCUAGGUAUGGGUCGUGGGAUAUUAAGGUGAAAAUUGUGGAAAUUUUGUUUUUGUUGAGGUUUCUGUGUUGAAUUUAGAGAGUGAGAAUGAAGAGGGGGAAAGAUGAGGGGAAGAUUAUGGGACCGAUGUUCCCGAGGCUACAUGUCAAUGAUACAGAGAAAGGAGGGCCAAGAGCACCUCCCAGGAACAAGAUGGCCCUCUAUGAGCAGCUCAGCAUCCCUUCCCAGAGAUUCAACCAUGGGGUCAUGCCCCUCAACCCUAGCAACAACGCUACCAGCAUGGUUCCAUCGGGAUCGACAAGCCAUGGAAAUGGCCAUGAUAGAAAUAUGCAUUUCCCACGUCGCCUAAUUCCUUCAACACCUGCUGACCUGGCUGAGAGGCUUCCUACUGGCCCGUCUGAUGGUGUAAAUUUGGACACUUCGUUGGCACAACUUGACCAGGGCAAAAAGGUAGGAGAUGAAGAUGAUUUUAUGGUUCCUGUCUUUGUUCACUCAGAAAUGGAUCAGUGUUAUGUUAAAACCCAGAACAACGGAGAUGUGGAAAGAGUCAGUUUCUUCAGCUCAUCUCGUUCUUGUCAUUCUAAUGAGCAACAAAAUGCCUGUGAUAAGGAUCUUAAACAAAAUGCAUCAGGUCUCAGCUUAAGACAGGAAGCGAACAGUAAGGGCGAGGAGAAUCCAUCAAGCAGGGACUAUAUGUUAAAAUCUGCCACAAAUAUGUCAACUAGAAGAGAGCUUGAUGGAUCUGCAAAGCAAGUCGAUGCAUCUUCAAAUCAAGAGCACCAAGGUCAUCCUAGGGAUAAUUUUAAAAUUUUUUGUGACACUGAUACUUUCUUGCAAGAAGAGCAUAAAGCUGGCUCAAAAUACGAGGGCAUUGCAUGUGGUGAUGGUUUUCCAAAUGAGCCUCUGAGAGACGAACAAAGGGGAAGUGCUUUGAGGAUGCUAAAAAGUGAUUCUCAUUCAGGGAUAGCUAAUAGUAAUCCUAAUGAACCUGAUAAUGAUGGUGAAUACUGUGGAGACAGGACACAUGGGUCUCUACAAACUGGAACUGUGGACAGAAGCGACGAUAUCUCUGAGACCUCCAUGGUGGAUUCAAUUUCAGGCUUGGAUAUAUCUCCUGAUGAUGUUGUAGGAAUAAUGGGUCAGAAACUUUUUUGGAAAGCAAGGAGAGCCAUUGUCAAUCAACAAAGAGUGUUUGCGGUACAAGUAUUUGAAUUGCAUAGGCUGAUGAAGGUUCAGAAAUUGAUUGCAGCCUCACCACACCUUUUGAUUGAAGAUGAUGCUUAUUUGGGCAAGCCUACUUUGAAGGGUUCUUCUGCCAAGAGACUUGCAUCUGAGUAUAUUGUGAAACCUCGGCAACAUAGUCUCAAGCAGCGCAAAGAUGAAUCUGAGAAGCCAACCCAUGAUUUGGAAUGCUCUGCGGAAAAUGCAGUGGGAAAGACAUCUAUUUCUUCUGCCAAAAAUGGUAGUCAGCCUUCAAAUUGUGGUCCUUGUCUAGGGGACUUACCUCCUGCACCUGUAACUGAUGCUAAAAUGGGUCCUUGGUGUUUCCAUCAGCCACCUGGGCAUCAAUGGUUGGUUCCUGUAAUGUCGCCUUCAGAAGGUCUGAUAUAUAAGCCAUAUCUUGGGCCUGGAUUUGUGGCCCCGAUUUGUGGAGGAUGUGGACCUACGAGUUCAUCCCCCUUGACAGGUAACUUCUUGAAUUCAGCUUAUGGGGUUCCUGCUUCUCAUCAUCGUAGUCAGGGAAUGCUUCCUGGUGCUCUAGUUGGUCAUGGCUACUUCCCUCCUUAUGGUAUGCCGACCUUUAACCCAGCCGCAUCAGGCUCCGCUGUUGAGCAAGCAAACUGGUUUGCUGGUCUAACUUCAAAUGGUCAAACUACUCAGUUUUCGGGUGGAAGAACUGACAUUAAUGUGCAAUGUCAAAGCUCCGGUAAUGUGCUAGGCCAGAAAAACGGAGCUAUUUCACAUACAAAGUUUCAGGCAUCCAAAGAUGGUGAGGUACAAGGAAGUACAGAGAGCAAUCCUGCAGAGAGAACAGAAGCGGGGACAGGUCCUACUGCUGUAGGAAGAGAUGCACUUCCUCUUUUCCCUGGUGCAGUAGCAGCAGCUGCAGCAGUUGUUCCGGAAGGAGAUUCGCAGACUCGUGAUACUGACCAGCCAGCACGAGUGAUCAGAGUUGUACCUCACAAUCGCAGGUCAGCAACUGAAUCGGCAGCUAGAAUUUUCCAGUCUAUACAAGAAGAGAGAAAACAAUGUGACACCAUAUAGUAAAUGUUGUGGGGGGAAAAGAACAGCCUGGCUGAUAAAUGAUCCUGGGCUUAUCAAAGUUGGUGUGCUGCUUCGUCAUUUCCUUCGCACAUUCUGGGUAUGAAGUUUUGUAACUUGUUCUUCCUUUGUCUGUUAUUAUAGGUCGUUCAUAUGUAAAUAUAAUUUUGUAAGAUAAGAACAAAUCAGUGUUAAGUUGUCUUCUUGUAAGCAAUGGACUGAGCAUGUCAAAACAUGUAAAUGUGCUGUUGACUUUUAACUUUCUGUGGCAUCUUUGUACCUUACAACCUUAAUAUGAAGAACAGAUGAGCUAGCA
Molecule: messenger RNA, 3107 nt
Organism: Malania oleifera
Lineage: Eukaryota; Viridiplantae; Streptophyta; Magnoliopsida; Santalales; Ximeniaceae
Product: protein EARLY FLOWERING 3
Exons: 4
Coding region: 617-2794 (725 amino acids)
Biological process (GO): regulation of photoperiodism, flowering
Source: RefSeq, a predicted model, not a curated record